AUGGGCACUUCAGCCUACGUCGCAAUCGCCUUCUUACCCCUCAUAAUCCUCCUCGCGCCGUACUACAUCGAGCCAUACCAACUAUGGGACCCCAUAGCCCUCAACGAUAAAGUGGAAGGGCAGAGACAGACCAAAUGGUGUAAUAUGGGAUGGUGGGAGGACACCAACUCUUUCCCUUUGGCUGCUAGUGCCCUCGCUCAGAAAUUGAUAGAUUUCGCUGUAGAGGGUGGGUAUGCAGGUGGAGGCAAUGUCCUAGAUAUAGGACACGGUGCAGGUGAAUCGUUAUUAUUACAUCUCAAUUCAUCGGCUCCACCCAGCCACCUCCACGGCUUGACAUCCCUUUCAUCCGACACCAGAUAUGCUCAAAGCCUCUUAGACCGAUACACUCCUGAAAAAGCUAUAUCAACCAAUAUCGAGCUAUACACCGCCUCAGCUCAAUUUAACCCUACAAAAGACCUCAACCAUCCUCUGAAUGGUAUGAAGGGGUUUAUGGGCGAAAAGAAACGAGAUCUAGCUUAUUCUGAUGAUGAUGAUCUACUCGAUGAGACGGACCUCGACCUAAUUCAAGCCCAAAGUCAAGGUCAAUUGACAUUAAGUGAUGAAGCACCUCCGCCAUACGAUCUGAUUUAUAUAUUAGAUUCGAUAUAUCAUUAUCCACCUUCCCUUAUACCCUUCCUUCAAACGCUCAAACCUGUCUUGAGGAAAGAUAAAGGUAUAGUGGUUUAUACAGAUAUACUUCCUCCUCCAAAGGGGCUGUCGAGGUGGAAGUCUUGGUUUGUAUCUUACAUCUUAUCCGUCCCACUACCCAAUCUUGCUGAUCGUCCUGCGAGCUUGGAGGAGUAUAAAGGGUUGUUGGAGAAAGAAGGAUGGAAAGAUGUGGCAAUCAAAGAUUGGAGCAAGGGAGUCUGGGAAGGAUUCUCAAAGAAUCUCGUAGGUAGAGGUGGAAGAUGGGAGAAAGUGGGAAGGGCGGUCGAAAGAGUUGAAAAGCAAGGUUGGAGAUUUGUAGCUGUCAGAGCGAAGAAGGUACGAUAA
Kwoniella mangroviensis CBS 8507 is the source of this 1032-nucleotide messenger RNA. RefSeq lists its product as uncharacterized. NCBI's taxonomy places the organism in Eukaryota, Fungi, Basidiomycota, Tremellomycetes, Tremellales, Cryptococcaceae. Bases 1 to 1032 code for a protein of 343 amino acids. The transcript has 4 exons. The record is from RefSeq and is a predicted model, not a curated record.